AUGGUAAACUCGGUGAGGGACCCGUACCUCAACUAUUCCCGUCCCGUCCUCCAGGUUUCGAUUGAACGAAAAGCCCGCGCCCCGCCAAUCACGGAGCCCGGGCCUCUGAACGGCGGGGAGGGGCGAAGGGGAAAGGACGCAGACCAGAACCCGCCCCACCAUGGAAGAAGCCCGGACCAAGCUCAAGCUCAUUUUCCCACCGAACCUCUCACCCUAGCCUUCUCGGCCAAACAUCCCAGCCGCCAAAAAACACACCCACGAUCUCUCAACGACGUCACCCCGCGACAAAGCGAAAAUCCCAAGACCAUAGGACCUGAGCCCCUCCUACAAACAGACAAACAAACGCCACGACACACCAGGACACAACCCAGCGGCGCAAUGGCGGAUAGAGGCUCACACAGAGGCGGCGGCCGAGGCGGAGGCGGAGGAGGAGGAAACUACCGCGGCGGAAGGGGAGGAGGUCGCGGCGGCGGCGGCGGCGGCGGCGGCGACCGAGGCGGAGCCCAGGGCUCGGGCGGCGAUCGCGAGAGGCCCAAGAAGGAGAAUAUCCUCGACUUGUCAAAGUAUAUGGACAAGCAGAUUACUGUCAAGUUCAACGGCGGGCGCGAAGUCACUGGAACGUUGAAGGGAUACGAUGCGCUGAUGAACCUGGUGCUGGACGAGGUCCAGGAAGUCAUGAGAGACGAAGAAGGAAACGAAACGACCAGGUCCCUAGGCCUCAUCGUCGCCCGCGGAACCCUCCUCGUCCUCGUCAGCCCCGUCGACGGAAGCGAGCCCAUAGCGAACCCGUUUGCGCAGCCCGAGGAGGAGUGA
Molecule: messenger RNA, 813 nt
Organism: Colletotrichum tamarilloi
Lineage: Eukaryota; Fungi; Ascomycota; Sordariomycetes; Glomerellales; Glomerellaceae
Product: LSM domain-containing protein
Exons: 4
Coding region: 1-813 (270 amino acids)
Biological process (GO): mRNA splicing, via spliceosome; nuclear-transcribed mRNA catabolic process
Cellular component (GO): Lsm1-7-Pat1 complex; catalytic step 2 spliceosome; U12-type spliceosomal complex
Molecular function (GO): RNA binding
Source: RefSeq, a predicted model, not a curated record